GCUCCAGUGAUGCUUGGCUCAGCAUGCGCACCAUCCAUGUUUCGUGAUGUUUCCCCAUGCACGUUGCAGGUAGCAAUGGUGAGGAGUCAGAGCCACACCAUGCGCCACUGCUGGCUAGACAUGCUCCACUUCCCCGUUUGCUGCUCCGAUGGGCCACUUGGUUCUUGGCGUUGCUAUUGCUACUCUUGGUCCCAUGGAGACCCAGCUUCUCCGGCCACCAGCUUCGACCAUCGGCUCCGAAUCCGCUCACCAUCCAGUUGAGUAGUCCAGAAAUGUCCACGAGCCUUUGUGUGGUGAAUGUCGCACAGAUCGUGGCCAGGCUUUCCAAUCAGGGCGCUUUGAUCAAUACGCUGGUGAACGUGUGUGAUUACAAGGCCAUUCGAAGGCGUCGAAGAGGCCCAGUGACGGAGGAGGAGAAGCAGAGAUGUGCCAACUUCCUCAUGCUCACCAUCAUCAACACUGAUUUGAUUGCUGGUCUCAUCACUGCCUCACUGACCGCUUGCUCUCAAUCUCUGAAUGUACCAGCAAAUUGUGCAACCAACAUUGCGUCAAUGGUGGGUAUGACGGUAUUGUUGGCACAGGCUGGUUUGCAAAUCGAACUGGAUUGCGUUGACAAUCGCAACAUCUCACAAAAGGUGGAUGCGGCAGCGGCUGAAUUGGAGGACAUCAAACUGGAUGUUAAGAGGAGCGCCUAUGAAUUCCUGGCUGACCACGGAGUCCGCACUGGGGUUCUCCCUGCAUCACCAGCAGUACCAAAGAACACGGUUUAUUCAAACACCGCACUGUGUUUCGGUUGUAUCACUUUGAUCGGUAGCUUUACCAUGAGACUAGGAGUAGUCUUGGCAGAUGCCGUGAGCACCUGCCCUCACACCGAGGGAAUUGGACCCAAAGACUGCGCGCUUGAUAUGAUGAGCGUCUUAGGUUUGCUUUCAGUGAUCAUCCGCUUCUCAGGGCUUGCCUCAAACGCCUGUGUGGCCAUCGUCGGUGAUUCCAAUCCCACCGGUCAGUGCGUGGUGGCCAGUUCCUCCAUCCCGGCCGCAGCCUUUUCUUUGACCGCUGCGGCGGGAAACGUGGAGGCGGCGUGCAACUUGGACGGCUGGGAUCCGGCCCAAUGGCCCUUGCAAAAGCAGACAGGUGAACUCCUGGAUAAUGGAGAUGUGAUUCUGCCAAUUGUGUAAAAUGACAUGAUUGGACAGUGAUAGGUUUUUUGUGAUUCAUAGCUUCGAUGCUGAGAGAUUCUAGUGGAUUCUAGUGCAUGUGCUUUCCCAUACUGUGCGGUGAAGACAUGCUUCACAAUAUUGCCUUGAAAUGCAAUCUCAGCAACAGGCUGCAGCAAUUGUUGUUCAGCAUGUGCUAAAAUACCAGCCACCAUUGGAAUAUCAAACAUGAGUUUUUGUCCGCAUGCCGCAUACCUGUGUGUGUGUGUCUUUGGGUUGCUUUUCACCCCGCCACUGUAAGAAACAUGUGGCGGGCGCCGUCUAGCACGCGGAGCGCGCCGACCAAA
Messenger RNA from Durusdinium trenchii, 1504 nucleotides. The record is from the annotation of a GenBank genome assembly. Lineage: Eukaryota; Dinophyceae; Suessiales; Symbiodiniaceae.